Suillus clintonianus is the source of this 1149-nucleotide messenger RNA. RefSeq lists its product as uncharacterized. The transcript is spliced from 4 exons. The record is from RefSeq and is a predicted model, not a curated record. Lineage: Eukaryota; Fungi; Basidiomycota; Agaricomycetes; Boletales; Suillaceae. The coding region runs from base 1 to 1149 and encodes 382 amino acids.
AUGGUGCAGAGUCUCACACCCGCUGACAUCAACAGCAAUGAUGCUUGGCGCAUGCUAACGGGCGAGAUUGGCAAGGCAACUGAAGUCCUGCAAAACAUCGAAGCCUGGCAGAGCAAGCCUACUACCACACGACAAGUCACUGCGCUGCCCGCUCCUUCACCACCGACAGAAUCACCAUGCUCGACUCAGCCCAACUUGAGGAACCCACAAAUAUCACUUCCUGACGAGGCUGAACUGACCGCUGAGGAUGGUCGAAGCUUGAGUUUGCGCUUCAGACGCUUGGAGCGUACCGUCGCAGGCCUGGAGGACACACUCAUAGAGCGCGCAUAUGACCUAGAGAUUGGGAUCAGCAAGAGGGUUGCUCGUGAAAUCGCCCCCCUCUUCAACCACGCCAACUUCGAUCAUGCGUCAGGCAACAGCGUGCCUCAGCACCCACUUUGGCCUCUUCAGCCUGCAGACCAGCCUGCAGCACCCACUGUACCGACUGUGACUCGCCCAGUGGUGUCUGCAUUGUCGAUGCAGGCCGUCACCAACCCAGUCCCCGUACCUGCACACACCAUCCCACCAAGAAAUCUUGCCGUCGUCCAGCUCGAAGAUGGAGAGCUGGCAUUUGACAAGACCGCUGUCAUGCGCCCACCGGCGGUGCAGUUCUCAACUGACGUCAGUGCUCUGUUCAGAGAGUGGCACUGCUCGACGUACCUGGUCGUGAAUGGGCGCGGAAUCCCCAUCAAGUACUGGGGGGAGGUGUACAAGAAAUGUGCGGGGGAGAACAGCAAGGCAUGGGCGCUGCGAAAAGUUCAGUGGGGGCAAUGGAAGUUCAUCGUCGAGGAGCGGUCACGUUUCGCGUCAGACGACGCAUUCUGGGCAGCAUGGAGUGACGCCAGUGGACAGCGUGCUGGAUACACCCAGAUCUGCGACACUCUGCAACGUCAGCGUGUGCAACGAGAUGCACAGGACGCCGCAGCGGCUCGCACAUUCUUUGGUGGCAGCCUCGGCCACUCAGAUGCCAAAGGGGCCUUCACAUACCUGAAGUCUGGUGUGGCAAGGCUGAUGAGCAAGGAUGUCGACGUUGCUCGCAAGUGGAGGGACUUACUUGCCGCAGACAGCGCUCUCGCCCAGCGCUGGGAGGAGACGUGCAGCCCUCGCUAG